Linum tenue is the source of this 1989-nucleotide messenger RNA. The record is from the annotation of a GenBank genome assembly. NCBI's taxonomy places the organism in Eukaryota, Viridiplantae, Streptophyta, Magnoliopsida, Malpighiales, Linaceae.
AUGGGUUGCAUUCAGUCCAGCAAGCGGCGGAGGUUCACGCCGCCGUGGGGGCUGCGCAAGUUGAAGGCGGAGAACGGGUACAACGGCGGAGGCGGAGGCGAUGACGACGAAAAGAAGAACAAAGGUGGCGGCUUCAAUAACAAUGGGGACAAACUUUUCAGCAGCAGCCACUAUGAGAGUCACGAUCAAGUGAAGCCUUUGGAGGAGAUUAUUGUUAACGACGGUGACGACGACAAGAAGGGGACUGACGGGGGUGAGCCCAAAGCCGUGGCGGCGGCGGCGGUGGGGAAGGACGGCGGUGGGAGCAAGUCGCAGAGGGUUGUGUUGAAGAAGAUUGGUGGGGAGGAUUAUGUUGAUGGAUGGCCAAAGUGGCUUGUUGACAAUAUACCAAAAGAUGUGUUGGCUAGUUUGGUGCCCAAAAGUGCUGAUUCUUAUGAUAAGCUUGCCAAGAUUGGACAGGGCACAUACAGCAAUGUGUACAAAGCUCGAGACAGGGACAGUGGCAAGAUUGUUGCCCUGAAGAAGGUCAGGUUCGACACGUCGGAGCCAGAGAGCAUCAAGUUCAUGGCCAGAGAGAUCAUGGUGCUCCAGAAACUCGACCAUCCGAAUGUCAUCAAGCUCGAAGGGAUCGCAACUUCGAGGAUGCAGUACAGUCUGUACCUCGUCUUCGACUACAUGGUGUCCGAUCUCACCAGGAUCAUCUCUCGCCCUUCUCAACGACUCACCGAGCCACAGGUGAAGUGCUACAUGAACCAGCUUCUUCUGGGGCUGCAGCACUGCCAUGAGAGAGGGAUUCUGCACAGAGACAUCAAGGGUUCCAACUUGCUGAUAGACAAGAAUGGGAUGCUGAAGAUUGCGGAUUUCGGGCUGGCCAAUUUCUACGUCCCUAAACCGAAACGACCGCUCACUACGAGGGUCGUCACGCUCUGGUACAGAGCUCCCGAGCUGCUGCUCGGAGCUACCGAUUAUGGCGUCGGGAUUGAUCUUUGGAGUGCUGGUUGCUUGUUGGCUGAGAUGUUCGUCGGGAGGCCCAUUAUGCCCGGAAGGACCGAGGUUGAGCAAAUCCACAGGAUAUUCAAGCUGUGUGGGUCGCCGGCAGAGGACUACUGGAAGAUCAUGAGGCUUCCGACGAGCUUCCGGCCACCGCAGCACUACAAACCGACCUUCCAAGAAGCCUUCAAGGACUUCCCAGCAUCCUCCAUUGCCCUCCUCUCCAGUCUUCUCUCCCUCAACCCUUCUUAUCGUGGCACUGCCGCCUCUGCCCUCCAAAGCCAGUUCUUCACUACAAAUCCAUUGGCAUGCGAGCUCUCUGGUCUGCCAGUGAUCCAGAAGCCAGAGGAUGAAGCAGCCAAGUCCAAUACUCGCAAGAAACGCAAGAAACCAAAGAAGAAAGCCGCCACUGGUCAAACCAGUGAAGGUAGCAGCAAGAAGCAAACUGGUUCCAUGGGGAAGGAUGACGCGGAUCAAUCUCCCAAAGAGCUGGAGAAGAUAUCAGAGGAAGAAAGCACAACACACAGCCAAGACACAGCUACAACGAUAAGCGUAUUCAGCCAGGAAGCAGGAGGGAACAGCACGAGCAGUAGUACCUCUUCCAGCCUGAAACCAGUGCGAGAAGAAGAACAGCAGCAGCUGCUGCUGCCGACGAUGAACCAGCUCGCUGGACGCAUCCACCCUUCUUUCUCUCCUGUGGGUCUCCCGCAGCUUCAGGACCGGUCAGCACUACGAACCGAGGCACACCCCAGUGCCUCGAAGAACAUCCAGAACAACUUCACCCUUCUGCAGGCCUCCGUCUCUGACAUCCUCCAUCACCAUCAUGGGUGUGGUGGGGGACGCAGCGCUGCUGCAGAUGGCCCGGGGAUGCAGCACUACCGCCGGUCGCUGUCCACUCUCGACUUCUGUGCUCUUGAUCCUGACAAGAUCUCCAAGCUCUUCGGGCUCGAUGAUGAUCAUCGAGGCCACCUCGUGAACAAGCCACGGUUUGAUGUGUAG